Molecule: messenger RNA, 2395 nt
Organism: Striga asiatica
Lineage: Eukaryota; Viridiplantae; Streptophyta; Magnoliopsida; Lamiales; Orobanchaceae
Source: the annotation of a GenBank genome assembly
CUUGCACCCAAAUUUAAACAAUGCAUCCCAUCGUGCACAGGGUUUCACACCAGUCAUUACAGAAAUUUUUUUUUAUGUGGACUCAGGUCUUCUUUUCUUGUUGAGUAACUAAAUCAAACUCCAAGAAUCAUUAAUCUUUCACGCAAUAAGUUUGAAAUAAAUACACAAAAAAACAAAAAAGAAAUCGACCUUAUUCUCAACAAGUAAACGUUUUCCAUGUAAACACUCUUGAUAUUGCUUUCAAGUUCGAUUAAGGAGUUUGCACAAUGGACAAAGUUGUAAUCAUUGCUUUGAAUAAAGAAGAAAGAAAAAGAAAACAUACCGAGGUUUGUUUAUUCAUUACCAGGGUCAGCCAAAGAGACCAAAUGCCCUUCAAUCUUGUUACCAUCUCUUGUUUGAGUUGAGAAAAUGGUAAGGCUACUUCUUACUUCAACCUUCCUAAUCAUGAUCACGUGCCUAUCAUCAUCCUCCACAAAUUCAAUGCCAAGUUCAAACUCAAGAGCUUGCCUUCCCCACACCUGCAAUGGAUUAAACAUACGAAGCCCGUUCUGGAUUCCGGGCCCACAAGACCCCGAAUGCGGGUCGCCGGGUUUCAACGUCACUUGCCGAGACGACCAAAAGCCCAUAAUCGAGAUCAACGGCGACGAAUACAUCAUCAAGAACAUAUUCUACAAGAACGAGUCAAUCCUUCUAGCCAAGGCCGACGUGUUUGAUGACGUGGCAAAGUGCCCGGCCCCACGCCGCAAUUUCACGGUCCGCGGGAGCCCGUUUCGCUACGGGCCCGAAACAUCGGAUCUGUUUUUUUUCUACGACUGCACGGCUCCUUUUGACAGGCAGACGUACGCAGUCGAAUGUGCUGGCAAUGCCAGUAGUCACUCGUUCGCGGUCUUUCAUGUCGAGCUCUUGAAGCAUUGGAAUUACUCUGUGGAGUUGUGCAGGGCUCCGGUUAACGCUCCUGUGGAGGACGAUGAUCUCCGGAAGCUUCUGGAAAUGAAUUACACCACCAUUUUGAGAAAGGGGUUUGUUCUGCAGUGGGGACACAGGGACUGCGGCAGUAGCUGCAAUAGAUUAGAUCCCCGACUGAAGAUUGGUAUAGGGAUUGCAGCUGCUGCAUUCAGUUCAAUCCUAGUCUCCAUAACCCUAGUCGUCUAUCACUCGAGGCGCAGAGCCCGAUCUUCUAUUCCAUCAUCCCCGAGCAUCAAGAAAGACCUGGAAGCUAUCGGUGUCCGCAUUUUCGACUACCACGAACUCGAGCGCGCCACGGACCACUUCAACCCCAAAUCCGAGCUCGGAGACGGCGGCUACGGCGCCGUGUAUCGAGGCAAGCUCAAGGACGGCCGUCUCGUGGCCGUCAAACGCCUCUACGAGAACCACAAUCGACGAGCCGAGCAGUUUGUGAACGAGGUCCGAAUCCUCUCCCGCCUAAAACACACCAACCUCGUAACCCUCUACGGCUGCAGUUCGUGGCUCUCGACCGAGCUCCUCCUCGUGUACGAGUUCGUCCCAAACGGCACUUUAGCCGACCAUCUCCACGGGCCCCGCGCAGUCCUAGGGUUUCCCCCGUGGGCCGCGCGGCUGAGGAUCGCUGCCCAGACGGCCGCCGCCUUAUCCUACCUCCACUCGUCGGGGGUCGUUCACCGAGACGUGAAGAGCAGUAAUAUUCUCCUCGAUGGGAAUUUGACGGUCAAAGUUGCGGAUUUCGGGCUGUCGAGGCUGGUGCCAGCUGGCGUUAGCCACGUGUCGACGGGCCCACAGGGGACUCCGGGAUAUGUGGAUCCGGAGUAUGGGGAGAUUUACCGUCUCACGGAGAAGAGCGAUGUUUAUAGCUUUGGUGUUGUGUUGGUGGAGAUUAUAUCGUCGAGGACUGCUGUGGAUAUCACGAGGAAAAGGGAGGAGAUUAAUUUGGCUGCUAUGGCUUUGGGGAUGAUUCAAAGGGGUGUGGUGGGUGAGCUUGUGGACCCGCGCUUGGGGUUCGAUUCGGAUGGUGGAGUCAGAAACAGUAUUACUGCUGUGGCUGAGCUGGCAUUUCAGUGCUUGCAGAGCACAAAGGAUAUGAGGCCAAGCAUGGAAAGUAUUGUGAAUGUGUUGCAGGAAAUCCAGAUCAAAUAUUACAGCAUGAAUGAUAGUAUUCAGGUUCCCAGAGAUGAUGAUGUUUUCUUUGUAUCAGAGUGAUUUUUUGGUAAAAUCUGUUGGUGUGUGAAUGUGUGUGUGUGUGUAUAUGUCUGAAUUUAAAUGCAUCAGCGCAAGUGGUACGCUUUUUGCUUGAUGAUUGAGGAGUUUGUUGAACAAACUGUGUUUGCAUAAUCUGUGAAGAAGGUGGGGUGGAUACACUUUUUUGGGAGGAAAUAUCCUUGCUCUUAAUAAGGCUUAUGGGUUAAAGCACUGAUAAAACAUA